UUGGGUGUAGGCAUACAAAUGCAAAGGAGUAUGCCUGAACGCAAUAUUGAAUGCUAAAUACAGUUCAUUUGUUUUCAAUUUCGGUUAAAAUGUAAUUUCAGCAUGAAAGAGGAGAAAUAAUACAUCUGUUUCAAAGGAACAUCGUGCUGUUGUUGGAUUAAGGCAUACUUGGAGUUCCUCAUGUCAUCAGAUAGUGAUUCAGAAGAAUUUUUUGAUGCUGAGGACAGGACUCCCUCCCGUAACCAUGUUCAAACUAGGCCUGCGGAGGGAAAGCUUGUAAAUCGUCAUUCAUUUGAAACUGUGUCAAAACUGACUGGUUGCAGUGGUAUAGAAACAGGAAAACCAACAAAAAAUGAUAAGGAAGGUGUAAUACAAAGAUUUUCCCUAAGGAAAACUGGUUCUGAGCAUGGCCUAUCAAGCGAAGAAUCAUAUUUACAAAGAAGGGAUAGGCUGGAAAGUAGCCAUUCAGACUGUACACAGGGUUAUUCAUUGGAAGAGCUCAGGGAAGCUGAACAAAAGGCAAAAGAAAUUGAGAAAAGGAAGAAGAGACUGGAAGAAAUGAGGAGACGUAUGUUAACAGAUGAUGAUGAUGUACUGGAUUUUCCAUCUUCAGAGCAAAGUAGCAAAGCUUCCUCAGUAGAUGGAGUUUUUCUAACAGUUGAUAACAAAUCACAAGAAAAUUCUCAACAAAAGACUGUAGAUGGUCAGAGUUUGUUGAGUCUAGGUAAUGUAGGGUUGAUUCUGGGAGAAAAUGACAGGACCAGUAUGAGUUCUAGGGAAAGUAUCUAUAGUAGGUCCACACAGCAAAGCCUUCCAAGUACAAGUAGCUUUUUUGACAGAGCUCCUGAGCCUGAUAUAGUAGCUAGUACAAAGGGAGACCGAGGUGGAGAAGUAACAGCAGUACCAAGAGCCCCACCAAGAAGGAAACGAAAAAUUAAACCACCUGCUAGUCUAGAUACCCAGAAGGCAACUGCCAAUAUCCAGAAUUUAGAAAGCAAACAUGAACCACCCCAUAGAUGCUUAGAAACACAGCAAGGUUUGCCCAGCCCUACAACUACUGUGGAAAGCCUUGCUAGAGAGCUUGAAAAUUCUUUGGACCUGAAGAGUGCCCUACGUGGAGAGUAUAUAGUCAAGCCACAGGAUCAUGAGCACACAAGGGCAGAAUCAUCAAAUUAUAGAAGCCCCUCUAAUACACUGACUGAGUUUUCUCUUUCCACUAAUGAAGAUGGUAAAAAAAGCCCAGUCAGAAACUCAUUAGAACAACAGCGAGUUGGGGGAACACCAGAGGGCAGCAUGCAGCAAAUGAAUAUGAUGAUGAGGACAAGGUCUGACUCUGGAAGACCACUAACAGACUUGGAAAUACUUGAACAAAUUACUGUCACCAACUUGGACACAGGAGAACGAGUACCUCUCAGUUUAGCAGAAGAGCGACUCCCUAAAUGUGUUAACCCACUUUCUCUUCAUAUAAUGAGGCUAACAUCACAGUAUGUUAGUAACUCUGAAAUUGAUAAAGGAAGAGAUUCUGAUGAGGACAGUGUUGACAUCAAGAAAACUUCAACAGACAAUGAACCUGUAGAUUUGCAAGGAUUUCUAAAGAAAACCACAAGGUUCAGAAAAAUGCUUGGAAAGAAAGUAGAAAAGACUGUCCACAAAUUGAAAACUGUAGCUGAUGAGGUGUAUCAUUUAAAACACAAUGAUGAGUUAGAUUCCAGCGAAGAAGAUGUAGCCUCAGACCUGAGACAUAUUUUGAAAGUUAAAGCUGCCAGCAGCCACAAAGGACCUUAUGAGUUUGAUGGUGUUCGACUGGUACAGGAAAUUACUGGGGAACACACUGGUGCUAUUUGGACUAUGAAGUUUUCAUCUUGUGGAAGGCUUUUAGCCACAGCUGGGCAAGAUCAUGUAUUGCGAAUCUGGGUGCUGCGGGAUUCAUAUGCAUAUUUUGAUGACAUGAGACAAAAGUAUAAUGCUGAAGCACGAGUAUCCCCAGCCCCAUCUCAAGAGAGUUUAACAUCCCAGUUGUCAGGAGAAGAAGCAAGCAAAACUGUGACAGCGGUUGGAGAAGAAGCUGUAGAGUCUACAGUUGAUGGGCCUUUCAUGUCAAAGCCAUUCUGUACUUAUGAGGGUCAUACAGCUGAUUUGUUGGAUGUAUCAUGGUCUAAAAACUACUUUAUCCUUUCCUCAUCUAUGGACAAGACUGUCAGAUUGUGGCACAUUUCUCGAAGGGAAUGCUUAUGUUGCUUUCAACACAUUGACUUUGUAACUGCCAUAGCCUUUCAUCCUAGAGAUGACAGGUAUUUCCUGAGUGGUUCGUUAGAUGGGAAACUUCGUUUGUGGAACAUUCCUGAUAAGAAAGUUGCUCUGUGGAAUGAAGUGGAUGGAAAUACAAAACUCAUCACAGCUGCCAGUUUCUGCCAAAAUGGAAAGUUUGCUGUUGUUGGUUCAUAUGAUGGUCGUUGUAUCUUUUAUAACACUGAGCAACUGAAAUACUACACCCAGAUUAACGUUAGGUCUACUCGGGGAAAAAAUGCUCAGGGACGGAAGAUCAGUGGAAUUGAAUCCAUGCCCGGAGAAGAUAAGAUUCUUGUCACUUCAAAUGACUCACGAAUCAGACUGUAUGAUCUAAGAGAUUUGUCACUCACCUGUAAAUACAAAGGUUAUACCAACAUAAGUAGUCAGAUUCGAGCAAGCUUCAGUCAUGAUGGAAAAUAUAUCAUCAGUGGAUCUGAAAAUCAGUUUAUCUACAUUUGGAAAACCAGUCAUGACUUUUCCAAGUUUUCCUCUGCCCGUAGAGAUCGCAAUAUUUACUGGGAAGGAAUCAAAGCUCACAGUGCAGUUGUGACGACAGCAGUAUUUGCUCCUAGCCCUAACUUAGUGAUGAGACAACUUGAUAAAACCGAAUCUACACAACAUGUGGGAUAUGUAUUUGUGAGUGCAGACUUUAGUGGUGAUAUCAAGAUCUUUUUCAAUAAGCCCAAGCCCAAAGGAAGCACAAAUAUAUAAUCUUAGAAAGAAAAUUUGUUGCCUGUAACUUAAAUGCUAGUUCAACUUAAUCCAGCUAAACUACAGUUAGAAACAUCUAGAUGGUUGUGAUGAGACUAGCUACAGACAUAUGGAUAGACUUAGGUUCUGUGACCUAAAAUUAAAAUAACCAUUCAUUCAGCAGAGACUUUACACCUGGAACUUGGUUAAGAUGCUGACUUAGUCUAAUUUCUAGUUAUAUGCAGUUCUGUUGAUAAAUAUUCACUUACUUUUGACAUUGACCUAGCUGGCAACAGCUAGUUGGUACUUUUGUCUAAAUACCAACAAUUAAACUGGGCUUUGGUCCAACUUUACAGAUGAACUUGAGUGUGAUCUACAUACAGAAAUAUGAAGCAGAAUUUAGGUGCAUCCAUUUUGAAUUAAUUCUUUAACAUAAAUUUGACUACCUUACAUCUUCAGACAGCUGAGCUUAGACAAUCAUUUAUUUACUCUUUUUGCACAAUGCUUAAGUUUUAGCUAGCUUACAUUGAUAUAGCUAGAGAUGCUUUACAAUUGUUUAGUUUAAUUACGCUUUUUAAAUGUUAGCAGAAAAUAUUUUAACUGGGAAACACAAGAAGACCAAUAAUGAUCUAUCAAGACCAUUAAAAGAUUAUUCCAUAAUGUUUCUGAGGUAAACAUAAUUUAAAUAAAAGUGUGGAACGUACAAGAAUUGAACACUUCUGACAAGCUUGAUUUGAAAUCCAUGUAAAUAUUUGCCACUAUAGAAAUUGAUGUGACUAACAUUAUCCUUACUCCAUCAGUGGAUCCAUAAUUGUAAUUUGUUUUAUGAACUUUGGUUUUUAUCUUUUGAGUUAAAUAAUUAUAGCAAAUGAAGUGUAAUAUUGUUGCUUCAUAUCAGGAAUUUUGAAUAUUUUUUUCGUAAUCAAAUGUAAUAAAGUUGUUUCAAUAAUGA
Limulus polyphemus (Atlantic horseshoe crab) is the source of this 3931-nucleotide messenger RNA. RefSeq names its product WD repeat-containing protein 44-like. Gene Ontology annotation, molecular function: protein binding. The transcript is spliced from 21 exons. NCBI's taxonomy places the organism in Eukaryota, Metazoa, Arthropoda, Merostomata, Xiphosura, Limulidae. The record is from RefSeq and is a predicted model, not a curated record. Bases 181 to 3000 code for a protein of 939 amino acids.